Prosopis cineraria is the source of this 1904-nucleotide messenger RNA. RefSeq names its product desmethyl-deoxy-podophyllotoxin synthase-like. Bases 206 to 1804 code for a protein of 532 amino acids. Gene Ontology annotation, molecular function: oxidoreductase activity, acting on paired donors, with incorporation or reduction of molecular oxygen; iron ion binding; monooxygenase activity. NCBI's taxonomy places the organism in Eukaryota, Viridiplantae, Streptophyta, Magnoliopsida, Fabales, Fabaceae. The transcript is spliced from 2 exons. The record is from RefSeq and is a predicted model, not a curated record.
CAUGUGACGAUAUACUUAAUAACAUCAUAUACUGGAUAGUUGUAUUGAAAAAACUAAUUUAGAUUACAUCAUGCAAUUCAGAGAUCAGAAAUAUCACAAUUUGAAGUCUUUGUUUUUUUUUUUUUUUUUGGGGGACCAGCCAAUUUGAAGUCUUCAAAACCCAUUUAAAUAACCGAGUGCUGUGAGCUAGCUCACCAUAGCAAUCAUGGAGUUAGAAAUUUUUUCAUUCUCGGCUAUCUCUACUUGUUUCUUCCUCUUGUUGUUGUUGUUCAUAGCGACCCGCCUACUUUCCAGAUCAAAAUCAAAGAACUCAAAUCCCAAAUUGCCUCCAGGACCCAGGAAGCUUCCUCUAAUAGGCAAUAUCCACCAGCUAGGAUCUCUUCCCCAUCGUUCCCUGGCCAAAUUGGCAUCCCAAUAUGGCCCUCUCAUGCACAUCAAGCUUGGUGAGCUUUCCUGCACGGUAAUUUCUUUCCCAGAAAUGGCCAAAGAGGUCAUCAAAACACAUGACUUAAUUUUUGCAAACAGGCCUCAUCUUCUUGCUGCACAAAUCAUAACUUAUGGCUCCAGAGGCAUGACUUUUAGCCCCUAUGGGUCUUAUUGGAGACAGAUGAGGAAGAUUUGUACUACUGAGCUUCUAGCACCAAAGAGAGUCGAGUCCUUCAGAUCCAUCAGAGAGAAGGAACUGUCAAAUCUUGUGCAAGAGAUAAAAAACAGUGAAGGCUCGGUUAUCAAUCUGAGUGAGAAGAUAAGUUCAUUGACUUAUGGAUUGACUUCAAUGGCUGCUUUUGGUGGGAAAUCUGGAGAUCAAGAAGCUUAUAGUAGAAUAAUGAAGGAUGUGACAAAGGUAGCUUCUGGGUUCUCUAAUGCUGAUAUCUUUCCUUCCAUUGGAGUUCUUCAAGGUCUUACUGGGUUCAGGGCUAAGCUUGAGAGAGUUCAUAACGGAAUGGAUAUGAUACUUGAGAAUAUUGUGAAUGAUCACAGAAACAAAGGUUUGGGAAGAAAUGAAGUUGAAGGAGAAGAAGAUCUUGUUGAUGUUCUUUUGAGGCUACAGCGGCAAAGCGACCUUGAACAUCCCUUGUCUAACAGUGAGGUCAAAGCGACCAUAAUGGACAUCUUCAGUGCUGGAAGUGACACAACACUCACAACAAUAGACUGGGCAAUGUCAGAACUAGUGAAAAAUCCCAGGAUGAUGGAGAAAGCACAAUCUGAGGCAAGAAAAGUGUAUGGUGGAAAAGGGUAUGUAGAUGAAGCAAGUAUUGAUGAACUGAAAUACCUAAAAUCUGUCAUCAAGGAAACCAUGAGGCUUCAUGCUCCUGUUCCUCUGUUACUUCCAAGAGAAUGUAGUGAGAGAUGUGAGAUCAAUGGGUUUGAAAUACCUUGCAAGAGCAAAGUCAUUGUGAAUGCUUGGGCAAUUGGGAGGGACCCAAAUUAUUGGGUUGAAGCAGAGAGAUUUUACCCAGAAAGGUUUCAUGGGAGCUCAAUGAAUUACAGAGGGUCUGAUUUUCAGUUCAUCCCAUUUGGUGCAGAAAGAAGAAUAUGUCCAGGAAUCAUAUUUGGUAUUGCUGGUGUUGAACUCUCUCUAGCAAAUUUUCUUUUUCAUUUUGAUUGGAAGUUGCCUGAUGAUGCUAAGCCUGAAGAUCUUGACAUGUCAGAAUCUUUUGGCUUGUCAGUGAAGAGAAAGCAGGAUUUACUGUUAAUUCCAAAAAACUCAUCAAUGUUAUGUUGCUGCAUAAGCUUAUUGUUGUUGAACCGCCAUGAUCAAUUUAUGUUAUCAAUCCUUUUUAUUGGUGAACCUCAAUUAUGAUAUGCCUUUUGUUAUGACUAAUGGUUGAAAAUAAAACCUUUGUAACUAUGCAGUCAUGUGAUGAAGAGCGACAAUGAUGCGAGAGAACCAAAAUUUAGGA